Messenger RNA from Cyclocybe aegerita, 1575 nucleotides. The record is from the annotation of a GenBank genome assembly. NCBI's taxonomy places the organism in Eukaryota, Fungi, Basidiomycota, Agaricomycetes, Agaricales, Hemipholiotaceae.
AUGUAUCCUAUGGAAGGGCCCUCAAUUACGAUCGAUGGUGCGACCUUCCAAGGAACGGUUUCUGGCACAACAGAGAAGUUCCUGGGUGUCCCUUUUGCCCAACCUCCCAUUGGCAAUCUUCGCUACCGCUUGCCUCAGCCUAUCACCUACUCCGCGGGCACCUAUGAUGCCACAGAAUAUGGACCUGCCUGCGGCCAGCAAGUCGUCAGGCUACCACUCAAUGGCAUAGUUGGUGACAUCGCCAACGCCAUUGUGGAAACAGCUUUUGGGAAAAUCUUUCCUGACAACGAAGAUUGCUUGACGGUGAACAUUGUCAGGCCUAAGGGCACGCUUCCGACAGCGAAGCUUCCUGUCGUUGUCUGGAUCUUUGGCGGUGGCUUUCAACUCGGAUCACCAUCGAUGUAUGAUGGCGGAGUCGUUGUUGAUCGGUCCUUGCAGCUCUCACAACCUGUUGUAUAUGUCAGCAUGAACUACAGGUUGACAGGCUUCGGGUUCCUUGCGAGUCAGGAAGUUAAAGAUGCUGGAGUCGGCAACCUCGGACUUCAUGAUCAGCGCCAGGCGUUGAGAUGGGUGAACAAGUACAUCAGCCAAUUUGGUGGGGACCCUACCAAAGUUACAAUUUGGGGGCAAUCCGCCGGCGCUAUAUCCGUGUCCUUGCAGAUGCUUGCCAACGGCGGAAACACCGAGGGUUUGUUCCGGGCUGCCUUCAUGCAAUCCGGCGCUCCUGUUCCCGUCGGAGAUAUCGCCAACGGUCAACCAUAUUACGACGCCCUCGUCCGGGAAACUGGAUGUGCUGGUUCGGCUGACACCCUCCAAUGCUUGAGGACUGUUCCAUACGCCACUUUGAAGGAAGCCAUCAAUAAUUCUCCUGGCGUUUUCAGCUACCAGUCUUUGAGGCUUGCUUGGUUACCGCGUGUUGAUGGGGUGCUCCUAACUGAUCAACCUCAACGGCUUGUGCAGCAAGGCAAGGUAGCGAAAAUACCUUAUAUCACUGGCAAUUGUGACGACGAAGGCACCCUGUUCUCGCUGCCGACUCUGAACAUCACUACUACCACGCAAUUCAAGAAUUACAUCAAGAACACGUUCCUCACCGGCAUUACCGACGCUCAGGUCAAUAGAAUUGCCGAGUUGUAUCCCCCCGAUAUCACCAAAGGCUCUCCUUUCGACACCGGCAUUCUCAACGCUGUGACUCCUCAAUUCAAACGUUUGUCGGCCUUCUUCGGAGACGGUGUGUUCCAGGCUCCACGUCGAUGGCUUCUCGAUCACACAGCUGGCAAACAAGACGUGUGGGCAUAUGUCAGCAAACGUUUCAAGGUUAUCCCUGUUCUAGGAUCUUUGCACGCACACGAUAUCCUCAAUUAUGCCGGAGGAGACAUGGGGGACCACCUUAUCCGCUUCGCCAAUAAUCUCAACCCCAACGGGCCGUCCGGCUACCAGUGGCCGAAGUACACCCUUGCCACCCGCCAGCUCGCCACCUAUCGCGAUGGCCUCGUCAAAUUAUCGACCUCAACCGAUAAUUACAGGAAGGAGGCCAUGGAAUACAUUAAUGCGGCCAGUCUUGAAAAUCCUGUCUAA